UCAGUAUCUUAGGUAGUAAUUUACACAUACCCAAUUCCAAGAUAUUCAUACCUUAGUUGGGAGAUAGAUAUCACUAAAACCGAAUUUGUUCGACAAGAUGAGUAGCAUUACCAAAGUUGCAAUCGCAGGGGCUACCGGCAACGUAGGCCCAGCAGUACUAAAACAGCUCCUCGAAGACGGUUUUGAAGUCACCGUACUUGCCCGCAAAGGAGCCACGAAAAAAUUCCCGUCCUCAGUGACUGUUGCUGAAAUCGAUUAUGAGUCUCCCGAGUCACUUGAGAAGGCGCUCAGUGGCCAAGACGCGGUUGUGUCAACCGUUGGCUUCGAGGGGUUGCCAUACCAAAUCCCUCUAAUUCGAGCCGCAGUUAAAGUCGGCGUCAAGCGCUUUAUCCCCUCGGAAUAUGGUGGAGAUGCGGAGAACGAGAAGGCUCUUAGCUUACCUCCAUUCCAAGCGAAGAAGGCUGUCACCGAAGUCCUGAAGAAGGAGGCAGCGGCUGGUUCUAUAACAUACACGCUGAUAUCCACCGGGCCUUUCUUGGAUAUGGGGCUCCAGUACGGCUUUCUCAUCGACCCCAAGGGCAAGAACAUUACACUUUGGAACGGCGGCGACAGGCCUUUUAGCAUCACCACUGUCGCAUCUACCGCCAAGGCCGUGUCGGAGGUGCUUAAGCACCCUGAGGAGACCAAGAACCGCAAUGUUUAUGUGCACAAUGUACAAAUUUCCUUGAAGAAGCUCCUCGAGCAAGCUAAGAAAGCAGUUGGAUCGGACGGAUGGAAGUCAGAAGUCAAGUCUACCGACGAGCACCUCAAGCAAGCCUACGCAGAGCUCGAGAAGGGUAAUCACGAUAGAAUGGCUUUUAUAGCUGCGGCGAUAUGGGGAGAAGGAUACGGUAGCCACUUCGAGAAAGUAGAUAACGAUCUGCUCGGCGUGAAAGAAUUCAGCGACGUAGAGCUCCAGGACUUCAUAAAGGGCUUUGCAAAUUAGGGUCAUGUACAGUUUAUCGACCUAGAUACCUAUGACUAAUUCUUUAUUCUCAAAUAAUAUAUUCCAUGGUGAAG
This is a messenger RNA of Daldinia loculata, 1059 nucleotides long. Its product is annotated as NAD(P)-binding protein. The record is from RefSeq and is a predicted model, not a curated record. The coding region runs from base 98 to 985 and encodes 295 amino acids. Gene Ontology annotation, molecular function: oxidoreductase activity. Lineage: Eukaryota; Fungi; Ascomycota; Sordariomycetes; Xylariales; Hypoxylaceae. The transcript has 2 exons.